AUGAUUGCUUUUCAAGGACAUCCGGAUAAGGGGACUGAGAGAGUAGAUAUGGGACUUUUCCUCAUAAAAGCCUAUAUAGGUGGGUGGUAUGAUAGUAAGUCUUUUCCUACUGAUGUGUUCAGUCGAUGGCUUGAUUCUCCUCCGGGCGUGAAUUGGAAGGGCCAAGGGUUUACAAUGAAACAAAUUGCGUAUAAUUUGCACGGCGAUACGAACAGUAUAGAAUUUCUGCACUCCUUAUAUGCAGACUUAGUUAGUCAAGGGAAGGGGUGCAUAGCCAAUACUUCCUUCUCAGAAGUGGCUACGAACCACGGUGUCGGGGGUUCGAAUCCACUUCUGAGCGGGCUGGCGGCUCCACCGGGAGCGAGCCUACUGAAGGAAAGUUUUAUUGUUGAACUUCUAUUUUUAUCCAAUAUUUAUCUUUUGUUUGGAAAAACCAAACCCACAUAUUGA
Zea mays is the source of this 450-nucleotide messenger RNA. The record is from the annotation of a RefSeq genome assembly. Lineage: Eukaryota; Viridiplantae; Streptophyta; Magnoliopsida; Poales; Poaceae.